Messenger RNA from Lagenorhynchus albirostris (white-beaked dolphin), 2672 nucleotides. It is a transcript of the gene SIAH1, whose product is annotated as siah E3 ubiquitin protein ligase 1. Lineage: Eukaryota; Metazoa; Chordata; Mammalia; Artiodactyla; Delphinidae. The record is from RefSeq and is a predicted model, not a curated record. Gene Ontology annotation, biological process: proteasome-mediated ubiquitin-dependent protein catabolic process; multicellular organism development. Gene Ontology annotation, molecular function: zinc ion binding; ubiquitin protein ligase activity; ubiquitin conjugating enzyme binding. The transcript is spliced from 2 exons. Gene Ontology annotation, cellular component: cytoplasm. Bases 1427 to 2275 code for a protein of 282 amino acids.
GAGCCAGUGGAAUCUAGAUGGAUCAGGGAAUGGCUGCACCAUAAUUGAGCUGGCAGUGAUGUUUCCUUUGGUCAGCUGUGUACUUUUCUCAAUUUAAAUCAAACUUCAGGUUAUGUCAUGACUCCAGCAGAGUUGUCCAGACACUUGAGUCCUUGGUUCCUACUGCAGGGCUGUGUGUGGGUUGGGGCUCUUUCUCUCUUUGAAGAUGGAGCUGGGUUCCACCUUCCGAGCUUUGGGAAGCUUUAGUAGCUGCUAUCCUGUAAUACUUCCAUUCACAAGAAAUAGACGCCACAUUUUGCUUGUUUUCACACUUUGAAUAGGAAUUUAAGUUGUGCUUUCUACAAUGUUGGAAAAAUAAUAAUGUACACUGUAACAUGAGUCUGAACUGUUGAUGAUAAAUGUAUAACUAUUUUGCUCGGUCAAGAAAUUAAAACAGUAAUACUUUUCUUGCUUAAUAGUUACAUUAUGUUGAAUACAAACUGAGUUUACUGCCUCUCAACGUGUGACUAGCUGUUUUGGUUUAGUGAUUUGAAAGGCAUUGGUGGCUUAGAUUAUUUUGUGUCCAAGGAACCACUUCCCAGUUAUUAUGUUGCUCUCUUAAAUGAGCAGCAUAAAAUGGACCAUGAAAUAAACAUACAGGAUAUUUUGGCAAUGCUGAUAAGCCCAUUGUUUUACUAGUGACCUAAAACAAAAUGCAUGGAUCAUCAUAUGCACAAAGAAUCUCCUCAGGGGAAACUGGAUUACAGCAGAGUUCCUUUAUAGUGCUUUUGUUGGGCUGGAAUACGGGGUUAUAGAGGGCUUCAGUGAUGAGAGUUGAUUCCUGUUGUCCUAAAUCCAUGUGAUGAGCCACAUUAUGAUAGAAUUCUGUGGUACUUUCGUUUCCCCUUGUACUUUAGAAUAUACCUUUAGUGACAGUGGAAUUGAUCUGUUUUGGCAUUUUUUUGUUUUUCUUUCACUCUCAGUCCCUAUUUAAGGUGUCUAUCCUUGAGCAAUCUAUGAGUAAUAGAAGCCAAAUUGCAUUUAUGUGGUCACAUUGAUAACAGCAUUAUUUUUCGAAGUUAAAUUUUUUCCAACAGUAACAAUUAUAAUUGAGAAAACAUUAAAUUUGAGGAGUUUAAUUUUGUAGAAAUAUGGCUUAUGGUUAUUGGGAGUAUACUCUUAGGACAUCAGUAGACUGAUUUUUUUGUCACCCCCAAGAAAGCGGCCCACUAUAUCCUAGCAAAGGUAGAUUUCUGGGAAAAGGUGGCUUGUUUUAUCUUUCAUUUAGCUUAACAAGUUAGUUAAUAUUGUUGAUCAUUUCUUCCAGAUGGCAUUUAUUAAAUAAUGUUUAUCACUGUACUGAUGAAUGCUUCAGCAACACUGGUGAACUCUAGGGUACAAGGAGUUCUUUACCUGUUGGCUCUAUCCCUCACCCCCAAUGUUGUAAAUGAGCCGUCAGACUGCAACAGCAUUACCUACUGGAACCUCAAAGUGUACACCAUCCCAGAGGGUACCUGCCCUGACUGGCACAACUGCGUCCAACAAUGACUUGGCGAGUCUUUUUGAGUGUCCGGUCUGCUUUGACUAUGUGUUACCACCCAUUCUUCAGUGUCAGAGUGGCCAUCUUGUUUGUAGCAACUGUCGCCCAAAGCUCACGUGUUGUCCAACAUGCCGGGGCCCAUUGGGAUCCAUUCGCAACUUGGCUAUGGAGAAGGUGGCCAAUUCAGUACUUUUCCCUUGUAAAUAUGCCUCUUCUGGAUGUGAAAUAACUCUGCCACACACAGAAAAAGCAGACCACGAAGAGCUCUGUGAGUUUAGGCCUUAUUCCUGUCCGUGCCCUGGUGCUUCCUGUAAAUGGCAAGGCUCUUUGGAUGCUGUAAUGCCGCAUCUGAUGCAUCAGCAUAAGUCUAUUACAACCCUACAGGGAGAGGAUAUAGUUUUCCUUGCUACAGACAUUAAUCUUCCUGGUGCUGUUGACUGGGUGAUGAUGCAGUCCUGUUUUGGCUUUCACUUCAUGUUAGUCUUGGAGAAACAGGAAAAAUACGAUGGUCACCAGCAAUUCUUUGCAAUUGUACAGCUGAUAGGAACACGCAAGCAAGCUGAAAAUUUUGCUUAUCGACUUGAGCUAAAUGGUCAUAGGCGGCGAUUGACUUGGGAAGCCACUCCUCGAUCUAUUCAUGAGGGAAUUGCAACAGCCAUUAUGAAUAGUGACUGCCUAGUCUUUGACACCAGCAUUGCACAGCUUUUUGCAGAAAAUGGCAAUUUAGGCAUCAAUGUAACUAUUUCCAUGUGUUGAAAUGGCAAUCAAACAUUUUCUGGCCAGUGUUUAAAACCGUUGCAUUCAAUUUCACAGAGAAUAAGGCACCUGUCUGCCUACCAACCAGAAGCUUUUGGUAGGUGGAAGCUAGAAACAGGAAGGUAAAUGGAAGGCUGUUAAAUACAGGAAACAGUUGCAUGUAGUAACACUAAUAUAUUUAAAAAUAAGUCAACAGUAAACCACUGAAAAUAAAAUAUAUAUAUGUGUGUGUGUGUGUGUAUAUAUAUAUAUAUAUAUAUAUAUAUACACACACCCAAGAUGGGCAUCUUUUGUAUUAAGAAAGGAAGCAUUGUAAAAUAACUCUGAAUUUGUGUUUGUUGUAGAUUGAGUGUACUGUUAAAAAAUAUUGGGUUCUUGUUUUUUUUGUUUUGUUUUU